Molecule: messenger RNA, 2118 nt
Organism: Caenorhabditis angaria
Lineage: Eukaryota; Metazoa; Nematoda; Chromadorea; Rhabditida; Rhabditidae
Source: the annotation of a GenBank genome assembly
AUGAUGUUUGGCGCAAUGAUUGUUUGUCGAUCGCCAAAAGAGGCGCCAGACACUUGGGUCAAUUAUUUCGACAAUUUUUGCUAUUAUCAGGAUAAAUUCAAGUUGGAUGCCGUGCAAGCUGCUACGUGAGUGCAAAUUUUGAAUGGAAUUUUUCGUGUCGUAUCUCGUUUUUAGUUGUUGCAGAAUAUAUGCAUUUGAAAAAAUUUCAGCAACUCGCCGUUUUCACUCAAAAAGUCACCCAUUUUUUCAGUCGCACUACCACACGUGGCAGUUUAAGCGAAGUGCUUUUCAAAGAAAACGACGUCAUCACAUAUUAUCAAUGGAUUCCUUAUUCAAUGAUUGUUCAAAUAGUACUCUGCUUGCUGCCAGCCAUGGUUUGGCGAAACUUUGGACUUCGAUUUUUCCACGGUGCUGAUUUCGACGCAGUGUUGCGCGGUUUCAUUGAAAAAAUGCCGGGAGAGGCGAAGGGUGUCACCAUCAAAUGGAUCAAGGAAGACGAUUGGAAACGAAUGGCUAGGACUGUUCAAAGAUUGUUGAAAUUGAAGAAAACGUGGGUAUUAGGCCGAAAAAUCGCUUUUUGCCGACCAGAGAUUUAUUUUUGAAAAAAAAAAAUGCUCAAAGUUUCCAGCGAUCGCUUUGGCCUGCGCUCAACAAUGUUCAUCUACGUUGCUCAAAAAUGGAUCGGUUUCUGGUCAUUCGUUUUCCAGUUUUAUUUGCUGGCUAAAAUGUUUGCGAAUGGUGGAAUUAUGUGGGGAGUUCAUGUAAGUUACCUAAUAGUUUUGUUCUCAAAAAAGUAGAUUUUUUUCCAGCUCACUUACAAUUUGCUGCAUUCCGAAUUGGUGGAUCUGAAGGGCGGGCUUUUUCCGCGAAUGGUGCAUUGCUCGGUGGAUAAAGCGGUGAGUUUUGAAAGGAGUUUUAGUGCUGCAAAUCGGAAAUCCACCGCUCAUCUUCACUAUUUUAUCAUUUUUUUUCUUACUUCCAGGAUCUUGCCAGCACUCAUUCCUACAGUCUCAACUGUCUCUUGGCUCAAAAUUUCAUCAAUGAAAAAGUCUUCUUGUUCCUCUAUUGGUGGUUCAUUUUUGCAAUCAUCGUCAGCUUUUGCUCUGCCAUCCGUUUCUCGGCUCUUUUAUUCUCGCCAAGAUAUCAAAGAUACACCACAAAAAGUCUGUUGCCAUGCCAAGAAUAUUUCAUGGACACCACAACUGGCGGCGAUUUCGCCCAACCGGAGAAUAACGAUUUGCUCGAAUAUUUUGUCGAUUAUCUUGGAUGUGAUGGUUAUUUAUUGCUGCAAUUGGUUGGUGAUAUGAUGCAUUUAAUGUCGGUUAGAAUGUUGAGCAAAGAAUUAUGGCGGAGAAUUAUUGUGCAACAAAGACAUGAGGAUGAAGAAGAUGUUGUUGCUGUGAAAAGUGAAGAGGAAAAGAAGAAAGAGGAAGAAAAUCAGGGAUGUGGUGAUUCGACACAACCGACAGCUCCACCAAUGGAUGCGAGAUAUUAUGCAGGAAAGGAUGGAAAGAAAGAGAAAAAGAAGCAAAGAGAAAAUUCGGAGGAGAAACAACCGUUGAUUGAGGAUAGGGUAAAUUGGAUUUUUGGGUGUGAAAUAUCAGAAAUUUAGCGUUUUUAUUUAGAUAUGAAAAAGCUUAAUUUUGGUUUGGAAAGUCUUGCUGAAAAUUCAUAAUUUUUGGCUGAAGAUCUCGAAAUUUCACUGAAGUAUGAGAUUUUGGCUGAACAUUUUUCAAGAUUGAGAUUUCUGAGAUAAUACAUGUUUGGCUGAAAAAAGGUCUCAAUUUUUAAAAAACAAAGAAGUUAUAGGAUUUUCCUCCAGAGAAUCCUGGAUUUUUUUACUGCACUUUUUAGAAGUUUUUAAUUUUUAACAUUUAUUUUUGUUUUGAUUUCCACGUGAACUGAGUGACGUGGCAAUUUGAAAUUCUGUCAUUUUUAGUUUUGAAAACUCAAAACGUAUCCUCCUAGAACCCCGAUUUCCAGCCGUCUUCGUCCUCGUCUACCAAAUCAUCCACCACAGUUUCACCACCUCCACCAACUCGCUAUCAAAAUCAAAAACCCGACAUUUUCCGAACUGCCAACGAGGAUUCUGACAACUCUCCGGUUUUUCGAAAUUAA